UAAGAGGUUGUAAACUCGGGUGUUUUGUAGAUGGUUGCAUGACGUAGAUAGCCUUGGCGGAGCACCGGAGAAACGGAGUUUACGGAGCUUCAAUAAUUUCGAAACCACACCCUGCGAACAGCGCGCGCCUUUGACUCACAAAGGUAUACGUGCCGAUCACGACUUCUUCUUGAGUUCUCACUCAGUGCUGUUUCCAGAACAUAUUCGAGAGUCUAGAGCAACAUCUCAGGGAAAAUGGCAGCCACCAACGACUGGACACCGACGUCGUGGCGUUCAAAGCCCAUCAAGCAAGAAGUCGUCUAUGAAAACCAACUCGCGGUCAACAAGGCCGUCACCAAACUUACCAACCUCCCACCGCUCGUCACUGCACACGAGAUCUGGAAACUACGAGCAUCUCUACGUGAUGUAGCACUCGGCAAGGCCUUUCUUCUCCAAGGCGGUGAUUGUGCCGAACUCUUCUCUUACUGCAAUGCCAGCUCUAUCGACAGCAAGACCAAGCUACUGCUGCAAAUGUCCUUGGUGUUGAUUUACGGCUCGAACAAGCCAGUAGUCCGUAUUGCACGUAUGGCAGGCCAGUACGCAAAACCCAGAUCUUCGCCCAUGGAAAGUCAACCCGAUGGUACCAGGAUCCCUUCUUUCCGCGGCGACAUUCUGAAUGGUUAUCCUGCUGAGGAGAGAGCAAUUGAUCCCGGACGUCUCGUUGAAGCCUACUUCCACUCUGCCGCAACCUUGAACUACCUUCGCGCUCAAUUGGCGUCUGGUGUCGCUGACCUGCACAACCCCUUGGACUGGAACUUGGGUCACGUAGCAGACCCUGAUCUGGCCGAGCGCUACCACAAGAUCGUCGACUCGAUUGCAGAGUCUCUUCGUUUCAUGCGCACAAUUGGCGCCGACACAGCAGGCCAACUUCAAACCGUCGACCUGUACACUUCUCACGAAGGUCUGCUACUCGAAUACGAGAGCGCCAUGACUAGAGAGCUCCGUCAUCCCCCCAACAAAUUCUCCGCUUGUGCUGGCACCCCUGUCGAGGCACGCAGCACCCUCAGCGACUCGGAAGACGACGAGGACGAAUCUGGCCACUACAACACCUCUGCUCACUUCCUCUGGGUGGGUGAUCGCACACGCCAGCCCGAUCACGCACACAUCGAAUACUUCCGCGGCAUCAUCAACCCCAUCGGCAUCAAGGUCGGUCCCACAACCUCCGUCACCGACCUCUGCGAACUACUGGAUAUCGUAAACCCAGACAAGGAGAUUGGAAAAGUCACUCUGAUCACUCGUUACGGCGAGGGCAAGGUUGCAGACUUGCUGCCCACACACAUCAAGGCAGUGAGGGAGAGCGGACAUAUCGUGGUCUGGCAGUGCGAUCCCAUGCACGGCAAUACUAGAUCUACUGCCACAGGCAUCAAGACGAGAUCGUUCGGCGCUGUCUUCAACGAGCUGGAAGCUUCGCUGCGCAUUCACCGCGCUCUGGGUAGUGUCCUUGGCGGUGUACAUCUAGAGUUGACAGGCGAUGCCGUCACCGAAUGUACUGGUGGAAGCGUCGGCUUGGAAGACGAGGACCUGGGUAGCCGUUACGAGACUUUCUGCGAUCCUAGACUGAAUGAGAAGCAAGCACUGGAGCUGGCUUUCUUGAUCGCUGGCUUCCAGAGGAAGGGCCGAGCCAGCGUUGCUGUCUGAGAGCAUCUCCGAGGGCCAGCAAGGACGCCGUAGCUAGGUAGCCACAAAAGUACACGAAUUCUC
Molecule: messenger RNA, 1740 nt
Organism: Aureobasidium pullulans EXF-150
Lineage: Eukaryota; Fungi; Ascomycota; Dothideomycetes; Dothideales; Saccotheciaceae
Product: DAHP synthetase
Exons: 3
Coding region: 235-1677 (480 amino acids)
Biological process (GO): aromatic amino acid biosynthetic process
Molecular function (GO): 3-deoxy-7-phosphoheptulonate synthase activity
Source: RefSeq, a predicted model, not a curated record